CGACCUUCCGGUCUAAGAUGGCGUCCCCCGUGGCAGCGCAGGCCGGGAAGCUUCUGCAGCGCCUGGCGCUCCGGCGCCCGCUCCUGGCGGCCACGUCUCAGACAUUUCAAGUAACCUCUCGAAGAUGGCUGAACCUGCAGGAAUACCAGAGCAAGAAACUGAUGUCUGACAAUGGAGUGAAAGUUCAGAGAUUCUUCGUGGCAGACACUGCGAGUGAGGCUCUCGAGGCAGCUGAGAAACUAAAUGCAAAAGAAAUUGUUUUAAAAGCCCAGAUCUUAGCUGGAGGAAGAGGAAAAGGUGUCUUCAACAGCGGGUUGAAAGGAGGCGUUCAUUUGACAAAAGACCCUAAAGUUGUGGGACAGCUGGCUAAACAGAUGAUUGGGUAUAAUCUAGCAACAAAGCAAACUCCAAAAAAUGGUGUGAAAGUUAAAAAGGUGAUGGUAGCUGAAGCCCUGGACAUUUCCAGAGAAACCUACUUGGCGAUUCUGAUGGAUCGGUCUUGCAAUGGCCCUGUUCUGGUGGGCAGUCCCCAGGGGGGCGUUGACAUCGAAGAGGUAGCAGCUUCUUCUCCAGAACUUAUUUUUAAGGAGAAAAUAGACAUUUUUGAAGGAAUAAAGGACAGUCAAGCUCAGCGAAUGGCAGAAAAUCUAGGCUUCCUCGGGCCUUUGAAAAAUCAGGCUGCAGAUCAAAUUAAGAAGCUGUAUAAUCUCUUCCUGAAAAUUGAUGCCACCCAGGUGGAAGUGAAUCCCUUUGGUGAAACUCCAGAAGGACAAGUUGUCUGUUUUGAUGCCAAGAUAAACUUUGAUGACAACGCAGAAUUCCGACAAAAGGAUAUAUUUGCCAUGGACGACAAAUCAGAGAACGAGCCCAUUGAAAACGAAGCUGCCAGAUACGAUCUAAAAUACAUAGGACUGGACGGGAACAUUGCUUGCUUCGUGAAUGGUGCUGGGCUGGCCAUGGCGACCUGUGACAUCAUUUCCCUUAAUGGUGGGAAGCCAGCCAACUUCCUGGAUCUUGGUGGUGGAGUAAAGGAAGCUCAAGUGUAUCAAGCGUUUAAAUUGCUUACAGCUGAUCCUAAGGAACCAAUGUCCAUGAGGCUCAGAACUUGCUCAAUACCAGUGGACUCCCCAUUACUUCGGCUGUCGACCUGGAGGACGCAGCUAGGAAGGCUGUGGCCAGCGUGGCAAAGAAGUGAGGUCUUCGUCUUGAACCACUGGAAAAGAAUCCAGUUUUUCUUAGAAAAGGAUGAUUCUCUCAUCACUGUGAAAGAAAUGGUUAUCCCAUUGGGGAAAAAGGGUUGGGCAGAAUAAGAAUCACUGUUUGAAAAAUCUUAAAUGUGUCUUUUUCUUAAAUAAGCUAUCUAGACAGCUUAAAUAAUAUGAUUUCACUUGUAGGCUUUAUUAAAAUUAUGUCCUGGGUUCUCAUACUUUUCUCUCAUGGUGAGCCUGCCUUGUAUGUAGAAUUUUGCUGACUCUGGGGAGAAGUCUAUAUGACCAAUGUGCAUAUAUAUAGAAUUUUAAAUGAGGCCUUGCUUCAUUUACAAGAAUUUUGGUGGACUUGUAGUCCAUAUAAUAAAAAAAUUACAGAACAUAAAAAAUUCAGACGAUAUUACAUUUAACAUAUUAACUACCAAAGGAUAAGGCGUUUGAAUAAAUAGGUAGUAUGUAUUACAUUUUUUACAAGUUUCUAAUUCUAACACAUUUGCAAAACUCAUGAUUACUCCAAAAUGUUUUUGUUUUUACAUUAUUGGGAGGUCCACAUUAAUAUUGUAUACAUGUAUUUUACCAUUUGCCUUAAUAUUGAAUAUACUGUUUACCUCACACUAAAAAUAAACCCAGAAGCCUUAUGUGUGAUUUUGGAGUAGAAAAUUCCAUUUUUACCUCAAAAUGGAAGAACUCUGAAUCUUUCAGAAAUCUUUAUAAUUAAGUCACUUCAAGAUGAGACACAGUAUGAAGAUCAAGUUGUGUUAUGUGUGUCAGUGUCCUCUCCCUCUUCUGCCCCCGCUCCCCCCCCCCCCCCAGUAUCUACCGGCUUGUGGUAGAAAGACAGGAAAAUAUAAUUGAGAGAACGUGACUUUUUCCAUGAUGUCCAUUUUUAUCAUGGGGAAGAAUUUAAAUUAGGUUUUCAUUUAAAUUUUGUUAAAAUUUUUAUCUGUACACAAAUUUAAAUAAAAUCCUGUUUUUUAAGUUCUAA
Molecule: messenger RNA, 2193 nt
Organism: Loxodonta africana (African savanna elephant)
Lineage: Eukaryota; Metazoa; Chordata; Mammalia; Proboscidea; Elephantidae
Gene: SUCLG2
Product: succinate-CoA ligase GDP-forming subunit beta
Exons: 10
Coding region: 18-1310 (430 amino acids)
Biological process (GO): succinyl-CoA metabolic process; tricarboxylic acid cycle
Cellular component (GO): mitochondrion; succinate-CoA ligase complex
Molecular function (GO): ATP binding; succinate-CoA ligase (GDP-forming) activity
Source: RefSeq, a predicted model, not a curated record